Messenger RNA from Lichtheimia ornata, 1503 nucleotides. RefSeq lists its product as uncharacterized. NCBI's taxonomy places the organism in Eukaryota, Fungi, Mucoromycota, Mucoromycetes, Mucorales, Lichtheimiaceae. Gene Ontology annotation, molecular function: DNA-binding transcription factor activity. The transcript has 2 exons. The record is from RefSeq and is a predicted model, not a curated record. Gene Ontology annotation, biological process: regulation of DNA-templated transcription. The coding region runs from base 1 to 1503 and encodes 500 amino acids.
AUGGAGUCAUCAUCAAUACCAGAGGAGACAACAACACCACCACCUGCUCGUUUCAACUUUCAACACUUUGACCAAGAAUCCGACUUUGGUAUCGAGAAUGAGAAUGGGGAGCGAGUCCGUAAACGCAAACGACCAGGACGAAAGCCCAAUCCACCGAGCAUUCAAGAACGACGAGCACAGAAUCGAGCAGCACAACGGGCAUUUCGUGAGCGAGAGCAACAAAGACGACAAGAGAAGGAGCGAGAAUCACAAAGACAUGUUGAAGAACUUGCUUAUUUACGGCGACGACUUGCCGAAGUGCAAUAUGAAGCCAAUUAUCUACGUGGAUGUGUGUUACUCCUUUCGUUGACGAGUCUUGUUGAACGUGGCUCAGUACCACACAUUUGGACGGAUACUCGAUUAUUCCCUCUUCCUUGGGCUGAUACGCCACCGCCACAGCCUGUGGAUGACAUUCAUACGGUGCCUGCUAUCCUCAAUACUGUUCUCGGCAAAGAUAGCAACAUUCUUCAGUUUCAAGAAGCGCUGGUCGCAGCUCGAUGCACUGGAUGGGAAUUGCCUGAUCAAAUUGCUGAAGUAUUGAACAACUUUGAACCACACGCUCCCAGUAAUGAUCAUGAUGAUACAACUACUCCUACUGAACCUGCCAUUUCAUUAUCUUUAUCUUCUGCUGCACCCAAUGUCCCUCCUCCUACAACAUCCUCUUCUUCCUCUUCCUCUUCUUCUUCUUCUUCAACAACACCACCACCACCAUCUUCAUCAUCUCCUUCAACAAAUGAACCCAAAAAUCAGAAUCCACAAGAUGAAUCUAUUCAAGAUUUACCCGUUCCUUCAGCAGGCCCUGAAUCUAUGGUUAGCUCAUUCACUGCUACAAAACCAGUUGUUGGCACCGUACACAAUUCUCCAACCCUGAAAACACCAAGCGACCUCGCCCAUAUGCCAUCUCUUCAGGCACUUCAUAUAUUGCGCUUGCAAUUAAAAUGCUCAAGUAUCCUAGGCGACAAGACAAGAUUUGCAUUCACACCCACUGCAUUACAACGACUGAUUCCUCACGACGUACGCAUCGACUAUAUCCCAUUAGCCUCAUUACGUGAUCGCAUGAUUCUAUUCCAAGGACUCUAUGAUGCUGAUGAAUGCUUCGAACUCUUAUCAACCAAGACCAUGUUUAUCGGUGGAGAAGAACGUGAUAGUAGGAAUUGGGUAUUGCAUCCAUCCUUUUCAGAAAAGUAUUGGUUCCUAUCGCAUCAAUUGGUGGAUCAUCAUUCGGGUGAAUGUGGCCUGAUUCCUGAAAUCAUCGAGACAAUCCUAGCAGCUCAACGCCAAAAGGAGGAGAAACUCAAAAAGCUUAAAGAGCAAAACGUGGAUAAGGAGGGAGAUGAGCAGCAUCAGCCAUCACACACCAUGCCAGCAAAUAGCGACAAUUCCGAACCUUUGCCAUCGAUUACACGUGAAGGAGGUUAUAGGUUACGUUCACCUAGCAUAUUCAAAAUACAUAACAUUUCAUAG